This is a messenger RNA of Diorhabda carinulata, 5090 nucleotides long. It is a transcript of the gene jub, whose product is annotated as LIM domain-containing protein jub. Gene Ontology annotation, biological process: regulation of DNA-templated transcription; negative regulation of hippo signaling; cytoskeleton organization. The coding region runs from base 161 to 1942 and encodes 593 amino acids. The record is from RefSeq and is a predicted model, not a curated record. Gene Ontology annotation, molecular function: transcription corepressor activity. Lineage: Eukaryota; Metazoa; Arthropoda; Insecta; Coleoptera; Chrysomelidae. Gene Ontology annotation, cellular component: P-body; adherens junction; nucleus. The transcript is spliced from 5 exons.
GACAAUUUAUAACAUAGAAAUAUAACUAUUGACAUUUUGUCUAUGAUUUUAUAUAUAUUAUUGAUACAUUUUUCGUGUAGAUUGUUUUUUACAUUCUGAUUAUAAAAACUUGUAUUAAUGACAAAAGUGAUUUAAUUAGUGUUUACUGCUACUACGAAACAUGGAUCGAAAUAUACCAGGCAAAGAUCAUCAUUCGUAUAUACAGAAGAUGCAGUAUAUGUCCAUUAAUAACCAAGAUGCGGUAAACGUUCGGGGAGGAACUAAAACGGAGCCGGUAAUUACGAAACCUGUAGGAGCAAUAGAAAGUUUUACCAGGGAUUCGAGAGAGCAACUCAACGAUUACGCCAUGUACGAGAGAAAUAACAUAAUAGCAAGUUCAAAGUACGCCACUCCUAAACGUGUCGAAACGAUAGCAAGUCAAAGAAUUUACGAAGAAGACGAUGUGUAUGUACAAUGUGCGAAACCACAAGUACCCCCAAAUUCAAGUCCAAUGCAUUUAUUAUUAUCAGGAAGUCCUAGGACAAAUGCAGUUUACGAAAAUGUUGAGUAUAAAAAAGGUGCUGAAAUGCCUUAUUACAGUAGGAAUACAAAUCCGGUUAACUAUAGAAAAGCUCAACCUCAAGUUCCGAGUGGAAAUAAGAAUAAUAUUGAAAUGGAUGGUCCACCAGUUUAUGAGAAUUUGCAUAUGUCUCAUAAAAGUUCGGGAGCCAUGCCAGGACCGCAAGUUCCCCCCAGUGCUCCGCCACCUUAUAACCAUCAAUACUCGUCUCAACCGGUGUAUACUCCAAUGCAAGCUCCUGUUUUAAAUAAGGCCCAACCGCAGUCUCCGUACAGUCAUUACAACACAUCCCCAUCUAAGAGUUUAACACAGGAACAAUUGGAUGAAUUAAACAGCAGCGAUUACGUUUGUAUGACCGGUAAUGUAGCUCACGCCACUUUAAAUACAAACACCCCCUUUCAAACUACCUCUGCAAAAAGCUACGAUAGAACCGUAGCUACAGGGAUAGCCCAGACUCCAACUAAAACGUUACCUCCAAAAGAGAUUAAAAAACCGGCGCCUUUACCACAAAAAAUUGAAAAGAGACCAUCACCAGCACCUAGUCCUACUCCGAGCACUUUCAGUAACCCCGGAGGCCGGUUGAAAAUGUCUGGAAAGAAUUUACUGCCUUAUAGUGUGACGCCCCCGAAACCCAGGGGGCCUACAGAGGCCGAAAAGAAAAUUGAAGAAAUGACAAGGCAAAUCGAGGAGGAAAUGGAAAAAAACGAAGAGGAAGGUGAAUAUUUCGGAAUUUGUCAUACGUGCGGAGAUAAAGUGACGGGCGCUGGGCAGGCUUGUCAGGCAAUGGGUAACCUCUACCAUACAAACUGUUUUAUUUGCUGUUCUUGUGGGCGAGCUUUGAGAGGUAAAGCUUUCUAUAACGUCCACGGAAGGGUGUACUGCGAAGAAGAUUACCUAGUAAGCCCUACUCCAAAUGAUUAUUCGGGGUUCCAGCAAACCGCGGAAAAAUGCGCGAUUUGCGGUCAUUUGAUUAUGGAAAUGAUUCUCCAAGCCAUGGGUAAAUCCUAUCAUCCGGGGUGUUUCAGAUGUUGCGUUUGUAACGAAUGUUUAGACGGAGUCCCGUUCACUGUCGACGUCGAUAAUAAGAUAUAUUGCGUCAACGAUUACCACAGAAUGUUCGCCCCGAAGUGCGCGGCUUGCGGUAAAGGUAUUACCCCCGUGGAGGGUACGGAAGAGACCGUCCGAGUGGUAUCUAUGGAUAAGGAUUUCCACGUGGAUUGCUACGUUUGCGAAGAAUGCGGUAUGCAGUUGACCGACGAACCGGAUAAGAGAUGUUAUCCUUUGCAGGAUAGAUUGAUGUGUCGGAAUUGUCAUAUACAGAGGUUGCAGCAUAUGCCGACUCAAAUGCAUCCUGUUUCUGCUACUUAUCAAUACACAGGUUGAAUUAACUUUGGGGAUAAUUUUCCAACAUGUAUUUGUGUUGUGCGUUAGAAUCAUUUUGGCAAAUCUUGAGUUUCGAUGAUCGAAAAAUGUGUUAUUGGAAACUAUGGUAUCAAAAUUUUCUCUAUUAUUCACCAUCUUCUUCGUUUAACGCCGUCGUUUCUUCUAGAUAUUGUUUCGGGUCCUUUGUUGAGUUUCACUUUGGUUUUUCCUUUUCACAUUUUUUGUAGCUUCCACCGUCGAUUUAGGUGAUUAAAGUCAAUAUUGAAGUCACGGAUUAAUAACAAUCGUAGAUUGUAUCGUUUUAGCUCAAUAAAUUUUUUUCUUUAAUUUCAAAUCGUUUUUCACAAAUUUUCACCUUUUUCCCCAUAAUCAUCCAUCGCCAUUUUGUUAAAUAAAGUCUAUAAUAAACUAACACAGACUGAUUAUAAAAUAUUAUGUCUUUUAGACAUUGUUUUGUUUCAAUUUAGUUAUCAGAUCAAAACCAGAUGCACUUUUUUUUAAUUUAAAACAGUUUUUCACUCAUUUUCACCUUUUUUUCAUUUUUAUCCAGCUCAUUUUCAUGAUUGAAAUCAGUAUUUAAGUCACAGAGAAUUGUUAUCAUCUAUUGUAUCUUUUAGGUAUUAUUUUAGGUUGUUUUUAUCAAUGCCCGACCCUUUUGUUUGAUUUCACCCAUUUUCACUAUUUUUGUCAUCAUUUCACAUAUAAUUUCACUCUUUUUCACCUAUUUUGUAGUUCUAACCAGCUCAUCUGGAUGGUUACGAUCAAUAUUUAAGUCCCAGAGAACUGUUUUCAUAUUUUGAGUCUUGCGGAUGUUGUAUUAGAUUAAUUUCAUCCACCACAAGGGGCUCUUCUUCAAUUUCCUCUAGUUUUUCACCCAUUUUUACUAUUUUUGUAGCUUCCACCUACUCUUGUAGAUGAUUGAAGUCAAAAUUGAAUCACAUUGUGUCUUGUAGGCACCAUUUUAUAUUGUUCACACGUUUUUGUUUAAUUUCAUCCCGUUUUCUACUCAUUUUCACCUUUUUUCAAUAAUCAUCCAGUUCAUUUUCAUGAUUCAAGUCCAUAUUAUAGUAACAAAGAACUGUUUUCUUAUACUGUAUCUUCUAGGUCGAUUUUAUAAAUGUCGGACUCUCUUUUUUGAUUUCACCCAUUUUCACUAGUUUUGUAGCUUCCACAUGCUCUUGUAGAUGAUUGAAGACAAAAUUGAAGAAUCUUAUAUUGUGUCUCAUAGGCAUCAUUUCAUAUCUAGGCGCCCAUUUUUAAUUUCCACGCGUUUUCACCCAUUUUCACUAUUUUUGUGGCUUUAUUCUGCUCAUUUGGAUGGUGGAGAUCAAUAAUAAAACUCGCAGAGAACUGUUUUCAUAAUUUGUAUCUUCUAGGCACUGCUUCAAGUCAAUUUUAUCAAAGACAGGCGCUUUUCUUCAGUUUCCUUUCGGUUUUCACUGCUUUUGUCGUUUUAACCUUAUUAUUUGAAUGAACAUUGAAGACACGGGGACUCGUUAUCAUAUAUUGUUUCUUUUAGGUAUUGUUUUAGAUCGAUUUUACAAAAGUCAGACGCACUUGUUUAAUUCCACCUUUGUUUUCACUCUUUUUCACCUUUUGAGUAGCUUUUACUUGCUCGUCGGGAUGAUUUAAGGGACUAUUUGAGUCAAUAUAUUGUGUCUUGUAGACAUUGUUUUGAACUGAUUUUGUAAUCAGAUCCUCCUUUUUUCAGUUUUACCUCGUUUUUCACUCAUUUUCAACUUUUUUUUUUCACUUUAAUCAACGCAAUUUAAUGCUUUAUGUUCAUAUUGAAGUUACAAUUAAUUGUAAUUCUUCUAAGUAUUAUUUUGGGUGGAUUUAUCAAAGAGAGGUACUCUUCUUCUAUUUCAUAUAGUUUUUCACUAAUUUUCACCCUUUUUUCAUCUUUUUCACUAAUUUUUACCAUUUUUUCAUGUUUCUCCACCCAUUUUGAUUAUUAAAAUCAGUAAUAGACUCACACAUGCUGAUAAUCGUAUAUUGUGUCUUCUAGACAUUGUUUUGAACUGAUUUUGUAAUCAGAUCAAAUCCAGAUGCUCCUUUUUCCAGUUUUACCUUGGUUUUCACCCAUUUUUACCUUUUUUUAGCUUCAAUUCAGUAAUUCUGAUAAAAUAGAUCCUUAUUGAAGUUACAAAUAAUCUUAAUCAUAUAGCAUAUUUUACAAACAUUGUUUUGUAUUAAUUCUAUAAUCACAUCGCUCUGCUUUUCAAUUUCACAUACUUUUUCAUUAAUUUUCAACCAGCUUAUUUCGAUAAAUAAGGUCUGAAUUAUAAUGAAUCGUUAAUAUCCAUUAAACAUAAAAUCGAUUUUUUAACUCUUUUCAAGUUAAAAAUAUAUAAAAAUAUAAACUUUACAGACCAUAGUUUGUCUAUUCCAUUAGCUAUAAAAAACAUGCAAAGUUAAAACUAACACUAAAACAUGAAAUUCAUACACAAUCCUAUUAACAACAAUAAAUCUUAACACAACUGAAAAACGAUGCCACACGGCUGCCAACGUUUCAAAUUUUAUUUCUUCUGUUACACGAACGAUCAUUUCUAAUACAGUUCAGAUAUUCAUAGAAAUUUUACUACUAUUUAACUUCACAGAGCUCUUCUUUUUUAAUAUAUUCCUACAUGACAGCUACAUGUCUGGUAACUCUGCUAUAUGUCGUUAGAGAAAAGGUCAAUAGAGAAGAAGAAGAAGAAUGUCUGGUAACUUAACCGUGCUUUCAAGGAUGUAAAGAAAACAUUUUCUUUUUAUUUAUCUAAAUAUGAUAGUUUUCAUAUUAAGGGGAAGCAUUCUGGUGCAUAACUUUUAUUGAAAAAUACGAGUUUUACUUUUACUAUUAAAUUUUUUUACACUUUUACUGUUAGAUUCGUUCAAACAUUCCAAAUAUUUGAAUUUUUAUUAAAAAUAAUACAGGGUUUGCCAUAAAUGCAUGUAAAAUUGUAUCAAAUUAAAAAAAAAAUUCAAAUGCAUCGAGUAUCCUAUAGGAUAAUUUUAAACAUGUGAUAAUGUUUAUUUUAAAUACUAUUUGUUUAUAUAUGUACUGAGUAGGUGUAUUUAGUAACAUUCCCUUUAUAUUCCUUUUUUUUUCUUUUAUAAUCUUUGUAUGGAGGUCAAUUCCAAUAAAAACACAAUAUAUCGAACAUAA